AUGUGGCUGCUGGCCGGCCUCCUCCUGCUCCUGGCCGGGGGCGUGUCCAGCACACCCGUGGCUCCUGACGCAGUGUUCUCCAGCGGAGAACGGGCCCACGAGGUGCUGCGCAUACGUAAGCGGGCCAACUCCUUCCUGGAGGAGCUGCGGGCCAGCGACCUGGAGCGCGAGUGCAGGGAGGAGCUCUGCGACCUGGAGGAGGCCCGGGAGUACUUCCAGGACAUGGGCCGCACGCUGGACUUCUGGUUCAAGUACGCCGACGGGGACCAGUGCGCGGCCCUGCCCCUGGGGGAGCACCCUUGCGACAGCCCCUGCUGCAGCCACGGCUCCUGCAUCGACGGCAUCGGCGGCUUCCGCUGUGUCUGUGACCAGGGCUGGGAGGGCCGCUUCUGCGGGAGCGAGGCGCGCUUCUCCAACUGCUCGCUGGACAACGGGGGCUGCGCCCAGCACUGCCGCGAGGAGGCGGGCGGGCGCCGCUGCAGCUGCGCGCCCGGCUACCGGCUGGCGGACGACCACCAGCUGUGCGAGCCCACAGUGAGCUUCCCCUGCGGGAGGCCGUGGGGCCCGGCGGACAGGAAGGGCCCGGCCGCCUUGAAGUGCUGCGCGGACCAGGACCAGGCGGGCCAGCCGCGGCUGGUCAACGGGAAGCUGACCCUGCAGGGGGAGAGCCCCUGGCAGGUGGCCCUGCUGGACUCGAAGAAGAAGCUGGCCUGCGGGGCGGUGCUGGUGCACCCCGCCUGGGUGCUGACGGCCGCCCACUGCAUGCAGCCCGCCCGGAAGCUCACCGUCAGGCUCGGGGAGUACGACCUGAGGCGCCGGGAGAAGGGCGAGGUGGACCUGGACAUCACGGAGGUGCUCGUGCACCCCAACUACAGCAGGAGCACCUCCGACAACGACAUCGCGCUGCUGCGCCUGGCGCAGGCCGCCCCGCUCUCGCAGACCGUCGUGCCCGUGUGCCUGCCGGACGGCGGCCUGGCGGAGCGCGAGCUGGCCCGCGAGGGCCGGGAGACCGUGGUGACCGGCUGGGGCUUCCGCAGCGAGACGGGGCGCAACCGCACCUCCAUCCUCAGCUUCAUCCGGAUCCCCGUGGCCCCGCAGGGCCAGUGCGCCCAGGUCAUGCACAACGCCGUGUCGGAGAACAUGCUGUGUGCGGGCAUCCUCGGGGACCCGCAGGACGCCUGCGAGGGCGACAGCGGGGGGCCCAUGGUGGCCUCCUUCCGGGGCACCUGGUUCCUUGUGGGCCUGGUGAGCUGGGGCGAGGGCUGCGGGCGCCUCCACAACUACGGCGUUUACACCCGCGUCAGCCGCUACCUCGACUGGAUCCACAGCCACAUGGGCGCCCCGGCGGCCCCCCCAGGCAGCCCGCGGCCCUAG
Molecule: messenger RNA, 1374 nt
Organism: Pipistrellus nathusii (Nathusius's pipistrelle)
Lineage: Eukaryota; Metazoa; Chordata; Mammalia; Chiroptera; Vespertilionidae
Source: the annotation of a GenBank genome assembly